Molecule: messenger RNA, 2057 nt
Organism: Mercenaria mercenaria
Lineage: Eukaryota; Metazoa; Mollusca; Bivalvia; Venerida; Veneridae
Exons: 7
Coding region: 278-1888 (536 amino acids)
Source: RefSeq, a predicted model, not a curated record
UAAACAUGCCGUAUCAUAAUCGACCGCCAACACAUUUAUCUUUAGCGCCAAUGUUCAUAUGACUUGUUAAUGAAAUAUUAACUGUCAAGAUUUUUUUUUCUACCAUUUGAUUAAACAUUAAAGUCUUUCUAAAGUGAUUUAGGCAAAAACAAAGACAGACAAUAUAUGGAGAACUGGUAAGUUUUAAUGUGCAAAACUUGCUUAUAUGGCGGAUAUAUAAAAAACAAGGAUAUUGUUUUCCCUUUUCUUCGAAAGAAAGUAUCAGCUUGACUAAAGAAUGGCCCAGAUAAACAGACGCUUGAUCAUACUGGCUGUGCUUUGUGUCCUGGUCAUUCUCGGACUGUUAAUAGCUGUCAUCGUACUUGCCAGUCAAAAAGAUAAAGAAUCGAAUCAGGGACAUCAACAAGUACCACCUAAGCUACCGAGUCUUCUCCAGGUGUAUGGUGUGACUGAUGGCCUAGAUAUCAAGUGGUUCCCGAACGCCACGGACCAGGCAGAUAUAACCAAAGCUCUUAAAGAAGGAGUUCAACUGCUUGACAUUGAAGUAGUAAAAGUUGGUAGUGCACUCUACAACCGUGGUGAGGAACUAACUCUGACUCACAUUCUCCAAAGUCUUAAAUCCACAGAGACAGGGAUGAAGAUCAAGCUGGAAACAAGUAUUGAAACUGUAACAAAUGCUAAAGAGAUCAUUCAGGAAACACGUGAUCGUGAAUUCAACAAUCCCGUGAUUAUCACUCUGCCAGUGUUUUCAAGAACAUUUAACUGGUCACAGUUCUUGUCAGACGAAGGUGGUAAAAAUGACAUCAUGAUAAAUUUUGAUCUGACUGCGGAUUGUUGUGACACUGGGAUCGGCAGAGGAACUGUUGAAUAUGUUGACUUAUUGUAUAAUCAAGUUAAAUCAAACUCAUUCGUUGAAGUUGAUGUUGGAAAUCUUCCUUUUUCGUGGGAAAAUGUUAGAUGGCUGUUGUCUAAAAAUGAACAUUUAGUGCUUAUCAUAUCAGCAAAUUCGCCUAUUAACAAUGAUACAGUUUAUGAUAUACUUACUGUUAGAAAUGACAUAGAUAAGAACAAAGUUGUCUACAAUAUAGAAGACGUAGUACGUACUGAAUUUCGACACCUUGCGUCAACUGCUGGAAGUCCUUUGCUCUACUUUGAUAUUAAUCCGCGAGACGCCGGUAAAAUAGUUUGGAGUCACAAUACUGACACUUGGGACCAACUGGAUAAAGCUACAAGUGGUGAUGUUAUGAUGAUAGAAGGUGAUAUAAUGCUACUUGAUCAAGACACACCUAAUCAGACAAACAUACCCAUCAUGGCACAUGACAUAGGCGAUUUCAAUAAUAUCACAUUUGAACAAUGGUUAGACGAAAUUAUAAAGGUUGACAAGGGAAUGAAGUUUGACUUCAAAACAUUGGAUGCUGUGAGACCAGCUCUCAAAAUAGCAAGUAAGAAACGGAAUAAAAUAAAAGGCCCGAUUUGGUUAAACGCUGACAUUCUCAAAGGUCCGAAAGCUAGGGAGACAAGGAUUCCUGCAACUGAUUUUCUAGAUGCUAUCAAAGAGUUCCCUGAAGCAACGCUGUCUCUUGGCUGGACGACUGUGGCUAAAGGAACUGACUAUAAACUCAAGUAUUCAAUGGCGAUGGUUCAAGAAAUGCACAACAUUUGUAAGGUAUUAAAGCAGCCGGUCACAUUUCCGGUGCGAGCAGAACAACUUGUUGAUUCGUGGAACGAAUUCGAAUGGUUGUUAAAACAAUCACGCAGUUAUUCGCUAACGGUGUGGACCUCGCUUACGGACAAUGUAACAAGGAGUGAUAUGGACUUCGUAAAACAACAGGCAGAAACGUCAAGAGUUUACUUUGAUUUACCUGAAAAGUGGAGACCUUCAUUCUAAAAUUACUUAAAAUUUGACAUUUUUAUGGAACACAAAGAAUGAUCGUAACUGUCUCAAAUUACAUUAAAUGAAACUAAAACUAAGACAUAGAUUAUGAAGCUCACGUAGAUGUUGAUGUAGGCUAAAUCAUUUUCCCGUCAUAUAAUAUAGCUCUGCCUUUGUUUUAGUC